AUGAUAUUGAAAAAACUUUUAAAUUUUAAUAUAUUUCUUGUAACAGUUUUAUCCUUAGCAAAUACAAAUUAUGAUAAGAAAAAUACGUGUAUGAUAAAAAAUAUUUUUCGAAACAAUUCAUCCAGUAUAGUUGGUCGCUUGCUAAAUGUAAAUUCAAAUAAAAAAAAGUUAAGCACGCAUAUAAAUUUCCCGUCCCUGAUUUAUGAACAAAUUAAAUUUUCCAAAUUUUUGAAUCUUGAUAAUAUCUUUGAGAAGGAUAUUAUUAAGAGUAUUAAGCACAAAAUAAAGAGACCCCCAUCAUAUAUCAUACAGAAAAGACUAAUGAGUGAAAAGGGAGAUAAUAAUAACAAUAGUAACAAUAGCAGUGUAAAUAAUGAGAAAAAAAGGCAGGGUGUUAUAACAAGUAAUAAUGAUGGAGCUGAUGACAAGAGGUUAAAGUCCACAAAUGAAAGUGAUUUAGGAGUAACCGGAACAAAUGAUAUGAAUAACGGCGGUAUAAGCAACAACAAUAAUGGCGCUAACAAUAGCGGUAAUGGAAAUGCUGGUGGUAAGAAGGACCCAAAAAUUCAUUACCGAACAGACUACAGAGCAUCUGGAUUUGCUAUUAAUAAUGUAACACUGAAUAUAAAUAUAUAUGACAAUGAAACAACAGUGAGAUCUAUGCUUGAUAUGAUGACUAGUGAACAUUAUUCAGGAGAAGAUUUAGUUUUCGAUGGUGUAGGAUUGAAAAUCAAUGAAAUAUCACUUGAUAACAAAAAAUUAGUUGAAGGAGAACAAUAUACGUAUGAUAAUGAAUUUUUAACUAUAUUUUCCAAGUAUGUUCCAAAGGGAAAAUUUGUAUUCGGUUCGGAAGUUAUAAUACAUCCAGAGACGAAUUAUGCAUUAACUGGUUUAUACAAAUCGAAGAAUAUAAUAGUUUCUCAAUGUGAAGCUACAGGAUUUCGUCGUAUAACAUUUUUUAUUGAUAGACCAGAUAUGAUGGCAAAGUAUGAUGUAACACUAACAGCUGAGAAGGCAAAAUACCCCAUACUUUUAAGUAAUGGAGAUAAAUUAAAUGAAUUUGAAAUACCAGGAGGUAGACAUGGUGCAAGAUUUAAUGAUCCUCAUUUGAAACCAUGCUAUUUAUUUGCUGUAGUUGCAGGAGACCUUAAACAUUUAAGUGAUAAGUAUGUUACCAAGUUUUCAAAAAGAAAUGUAGAAUUAUAUGUUUUUGCUGAAGAAAAAUAUGUAUCAAAAUUAAAAUGGGCUUUAGAAUGUCUAAAAAAAGCUAUGAAAUUUGAUGAAGAUUAUUUUGGUUUAGAAUAUGAUUUAUCUAGAUUGAAUUUAGUGGCUGUAUCCGAUUUCAAUGUUGGUGCAAUGGAAAAUAAAGGAUUAAAUAUAUUUAAUGCAAAUUCAUUGUUAGCUUCUAAAAAAACAUCCAUCGAUUUUUCAUAUGAACGAAUAUUAACAGUUGUAGGUCAUGAGUAUUUUCACAAUUAUACAGGUAAUAGAGUUACACUAAGAGAUUGGUUUCAAUUAACAUUAAAAGAAGGAUUAACAGUACAUAGAGAAAAUUUAUUCUCUGAACAAACUACCAAAACUGCUACAUUCAGAUUAGACCAUGUUGAUUUGAUUAGAAGUGUUCAAUUUUUAGAAGAUUCCUCUCCUUUGUCUCAUCCAAUAAGACCAGAAUCUUAUGUUAGUAUGGAAAAUUUUUAUACUACAACAGUAUAUGAUAAAGGUAGUGAAGUUAUGAGAAUGUACCAAACAAUUUUAGGUGAUGAGUAUUAUAAAAAAGGUAUGGAAAUUUAUAUUAAAAAAAAUGAUGGAGGUACAGCAACAUGUGAAGAUUUUAAUAGUGCAAUGAAUGAAGCAUAUAAAUUAAAAAAAGGGGAUAGUUCAUAUAAUUUAGACCAAUAUUUAUUAUGGUAUUCUCAAAGUGGAACACCACAUGUUACUGCAGAAUAUAUAUAUGAUGAACACAAGAAAACUUUUACCAUUAAUGUAAGUCAGUACACAAAUCCUGAUGAAAAUCAAAAAGAAAAGAAGGCAUUAUUCAUUCCAAUGAAAGUUGGUUUUAUUAACCCACGUACAGGAAAAGAAGAAAUUCCUGAAAUUACAUAUGAAUUUAAAAAGGAUAAAGAAACUUUUGUUAUUUAUAAUGUCAAUGAAAAACCUAUUCCAUCACUUUUCAGAGGAUUUAGUGCACCUGUUUAUAUUAAAGACAAUUUAACGGACGAAGAACGUAUAUUAUUAUUAAAAUAUGACACAGAUUCCUUUGUUAGAUAUAAUGUAUGUGUUGAUUUGUAUAUGAAACAAAUUGAAAAGAAUUAUAAUGAAUUGUUACAGGCCAAAAGUUCACAGGGAAAUACCGACAUAUGUGCAAGUAAUGCAGUGAAUAAUGAUGUGAAUGCUGGAGGAGAUGCUACCUUACAUGGUGUGGAAAAAUCAAAUCUAACCCCUGUUAGUGAAGACUUUAUUAAUGCUAUGAAAUAUUUCUUGGAAGAUGAACAUGCAGAUCCUGGCUUCAAGUCCUAUAUAAUAACUCUUCCUCGUGAUAGAUAUAUUAUAAAUCAUAUAAAAAAUGUUGACACAGAUGUGCUAGCUGAUACGAGAGACUUUAUUUAUAAACAAAUUGGUGAUAAAUUAAAUGAUCUUUAUUUUAAAAUAUUCAAGAAGAUUGAAUCAAAAGCAGAUGAUAUGACACAUUUUAAUGAUGAAUCUUAUGUAGACUUUGAACAAAUCAAUAUGAGAAAAUUAAGAAAUACUUUGUUAACUCUAUUAAGUAAAGCCAAAUAUCCAAAUAUGUUAGAUCAUAUUAUGCAACAUUCCAACUCCCCAUAUCCAUCUAACUGGCUUACUAGUUUUGCAGUCUCAGCAUAUUAUGAUAAAUAUUUUGAACUGUAUGAUAAGACCUAUCAACUUUCCAAAGACGACGAAUUACUUUUACAAGAAUGGUUAAAAACAGCAUCGAGAUCUGAUAGAAGUGAUAUAUAUGAUAUUAUAAAAAAGCUAGAAACUGAAGUUUUAAAAGAUAGUAAAAACCCAAAUGUUAUUAGAGCAGUAUAUCUUCCAUUUACGUUCAACUUAAGGUACUUUAAUGAUAUAUCGGGAAAGGGAUACAAAUUAUUAGCAGAUGUUAUUAUGAAAGUUGAUAAGUUCAAUCCUAUGGUAGCAACACAGUUAUGUGAUCCAUUUAAAUUAUGGAAUAAGUUAGACUUAAAAAGACAAGAUUUAAUGCUUAGCGAAAUGAACAGAGUACUAGAAAUGGAAAACAUUUCAAAUAACUUAAAGGAAUACUUACUAAGAUUAACAAACAAAUUGUAG
Molecule: messenger RNA, 3306 nt
Organism: Plasmodium malariae
Lineage: Eukaryota; Apicomplexa; Aconoidasida; Haemosporida; Plasmodiidae
Gene: M1AAP
Product: M1-family alanyl aminopeptidase, putative
Exons: 1
Coding region: 1-3306 (1101 amino acids)
Biological process (GO): proteolysis
Cellular component (GO): cytoplasm
Molecular function (GO): metallopeptidase activity; zinc ion binding; aminopeptidase activity
Source: RefSeq, a predicted model, not a curated record